Chroicocephalus ridibundus (black-headed gull) is the source of this 2660-nucleotide messenger RNA. RefSeq names its product 5-hydroxytryptamine receptor 2B (gene HTR2B). The transcript has 5 exons. Gene Ontology annotation, cellular component: dendrite; plasma membrane. The coding region runs from base 904 to 2295 and encodes 463 amino acids. The record is from RefSeq and is a predicted model, not a curated record. Gene Ontology annotation, biological process: G protein-coupled receptor signaling pathway, coupled to cyclic nucleotide second messenger; vasoconstriction; release of sequestered calcium ion into cytosol. Gene Ontology annotation, molecular function: G protein-coupled serotonin receptor activity; neurotransmitter receptor activity. Lineage: Eukaryota; Metazoa; Chordata; Aves; Charadriiformes; Laridae.
CUGUGCUUCCAUCGAGCGAGCAAGAGCGAGCGAGGGCGCAGGCAUAGGCACGCUAUGGUGGAUAUAGCUACAAUACUGUAGCAUGAAGGGUCGUUUACAGGAUCCACACAUCCUGAUACAGCCACAAGGAGCACACAUGAUAGUGCUGGAGCACUGAAUCAAUUAACCUUCUCUGGCUCUCUUCCAGCCAAACCCCCACUCAUUUACCUCCCUGCUUUUCAAGCGCUGGAGCUGGAUACACUGGAAUGAGUCGAUCAACAAACGAGGGUAGCAGCAGACCAAAAGCUUUGCUAAUCAACAAAGGGAAAACUGCACAAGGACCCUGCUAACCGCUUAAGUAAAAACAUCAGAAGAAUGGAAGAAAAAGGACAGCAAAAAAAAGAACACAACCGUAUUUCUGUCUUUUUUCAAUGUGGCAAGAAAGAUUCUUCUCCUCCAUUCAAGAGUUGGAGAAAAUACCCGGAAAGCAGUGAAAAAAAUCUUAUCUUAAAAUCCACCGUGUGAUGAAAAAGAAAAUGACAAAGGAUCUUGCUGGGUGCAAAGUGAACUCUACUAAAAUGCAAGAGAAAAAGCUAUUGAACUGUCUCCUAGAAUCUUCUGAAACCUGGACCUUGCUAUAAAGGGGAGACCAAACCACUGAACCCCACCAACCAGGGAUGGACACAAGACAGGACUUUCAUUUUUAAGACUUAAUCACGCCCAGCAAAGCACAGGAUAAAAAAUUUGGAUACCACCUUGGACAUGGUUACUGUAUCUCAAAAUAGCAGAUGACCAGUCUACCAUACUGACCAUGCUGGCCUUUCUUCAGGACCAUCCUGGACCACAGAGGAACAGUGAACUCUUACACCGUAUGCAAUUACUGCGCAAAACACAGCUCCUGAAUACAUUCUGCUGGACACAAAAAUGUCCUACCCUUUGCAUUUCUUGAACGGGUCUGGAGUUGGCAAUGGAUCUUUGUCGCCUCUCUCAGUAACAGCAGAACCCAAGCAGGACUCCCCAAGUGACGAACAAGGAAACAAAGUGCGCUGGGCAGCUUUACUGAUCCUCCUGGUGAUAAUCCCCACCAUUGGGGGGAACAUACUUGUCAUACUGGCAGUGUCUCUGGAGAAAAAGUUGCAAUAUGCUACCAACUACUUUUUGACAUCCUUGGCGGUGGCUGAUUUGCUCGUGGGUCUGUUUGUGAUGCCGAUUGCCCUUCUCAUAAUAUUAUUUGACAAUGCCUGGCCUUUUCCAACUGCCUUGUGUCCUAUCUGGCUGUUCCUUGACGUCCUCUUUUCCACAGCUUCCAUCAUGCACCUCUGUGCCAUCUCACUAGAUCGCUAUAUUGCGAUUAAAAAGCCAAUCCAGGCUAGUCAGUACAAUUCAUGGGCUACAACAAUCAUCAAAAUCAUCGUGGUUUGGCUCAUUUCAAUAGGCAUUGCUAUUCCGAUCCCUAUCAGAGGCAUUGAAGAUGGAAAUGGCAACUCUACAAAUAUCACCUGUGUCCUGAUGCCUGAUCGUUUUCAUGACUUCAUUCUGUACGGAUCAGUGGCUGCAUUCUUCAUUCCCCUCGCUAUCAUGAUAGUCACUUAUUUUCUGACAAUCCAAGUGCUACGCAAGAAGGCCUACUUGAUCAACAAGCCACCUCAGCGUUUCACUUGGUCAACAGUGUCCACAGUAUUUCAGCGUGACACAACACCUGCCUCCUCACCAGAAAAGGUGGCCAUGCUAAAUGGCUCCAGAACGGACAAGACUUUGUCCAAUGAUAUGCCUAUCUGCAGAACGUCUACGAUUGGGAGGAAGUCCAUGCAAACGAUAACCAACGAACAAAGGGCGUCAAAAGUUCUGGGGAUUGUAUUUUUUCUUUUCUUGUUGAUGUGGUGCCCAUUCUUCAUAACAAACAUAAGCUCAGUUCUGUGCAACUCCUGCAACAAAGAAGUUUUUCAAAAGCUUAUGGAGAUAUUUGUUUGGAUAGGAUAUGUAUCCUCAGGAGUGAACCCUCUUGUCUAUACACUCUUCAACAAAACAUUUAGGGAGGCUUUCAGCAGGUAUAUCACUUGCAACUAUCGGACCACAAAGCCUAUCAAGGCCCUUCGGAAGCGCUCCAGCAGGAUCUCUUUCAGAAGUUCUAUGGCAGAAAAUUCCAAGCUCUUUGUCAUGCAUGGGAUGAGAAAUGGGAUUAACCCCAUUAUGUACCAGAGCCCAAUGAGGCUGAGGAGUUCACCCAUCCAAGCGUCAUCGGCCAUUCUGCUGGAUACAUUGCUGCUCACAGAGAACGAGGUUGAUAAAACAGAAGAACAAGUCAGCUACGUAUAGUUGAACGGCAUAUCAUAUCAUAGUAUUACUGUAUGUAUUAUUCUAGGCAACUGUGCUAUAAGAGGGUAUAAAUACUAUUGUUUUCUGUUAUUUAUGCAAGCAAUAGCUUAUAAAUUUAUAUUAAUUCCCCUCUUCCAAAGUCUCCUCUACCUUAACCCCAAGCCCACAGUGGCAACCACAACUUCAUUCCAUGAGAAAUGACUAAUGCAGAACUGUAGCCUACAGGAAGAGGGAAAUAAAUAAAAGCUAAAUCAGUUUGAGUAUCUGACUUCAGUUCUCAUUAUCUUCAGUCUCUCCAAAGUACAUUUUUGUAAGAAAAGUAUCUCUGUACAAACACUACUUUAACAUUCACUCUAGCAAGAAGA